This is a messenger RNA of Melanotaenia boesemani (Boeseman's rainbowfish), 5549 nucleotides long. It is a transcript of the gene large2, whose product is annotated as LARGE xylosyl- and glucuronyltransferase 2. The transcript is spliced from 16 exons. Lineage: Eukaryota; Metazoa; Chordata; Actinopteri; Atheriniformes; Melanotaeniidae. Gene Ontology annotation, biological process: protein O-linked glycosylation via mannose. The coding region runs from base 653 to 2905 and encodes 750 amino acids. Gene Ontology annotation, molecular function: xylosyltransferase activity; glucuronosyltransferase activity. The record is from RefSeq and is a predicted model, not a curated record.
AGGGUGUGCUGACACCGACCAGCUCGUGAAUGAACCGCAGACCGGCGGAGACUGGAUCUGACAACCGCAGCCUCCGCAGCCUUCUUCCAGCCGUCCUGGGCUCAACUCUGCACGGACGCGGCCUCUUUCUUUUCCUCUUCCAUUCACCGGACUGGCUUUUCUCCCCCUCUUCGUCCUUCUUCCCCUGCACAAGUGUUCGCGUGUACAUAAGCGCGUGAGGACUGCGUAUCUCCCCUCACACGCAUACACACAUACACACACACCUAUUUGGAUUAGGGACGAUGCCGCUUCCCUCUACUUCAUCUUCCUCUGCAGAGCUUUUUCUGUGAUUUCGGGGUGGAUUUUUUUUCUGGUUUAUAACUCCUCUGGAUUAGGAUAUGGAGUGAUGCUCGGCUCGUAACAAGAGGAAGUAACAACCUUGAGAAGUCCAGAUCCAGCCUGGAUUUUCUACUGGAAUUUUCUAUUAAACACACGGACAGACUGAGGAGUCUCUGUCACCCCCCACCAGUUUUCCCGCCGGGAUUUACAUUAGCAGAUCUGAUAAAAGGAUGCUGCAGGGUCCUGAAGAGGGACUAAGCCCCACCUGAACCGCCCCUCCCCCUCCCUCAUUCUCUUCCCCGACCCUCAGACGCCGCAGUGCCGCAGACCCACCAUGAACCUGCUGUGCCGUGGCCGCCUGAAGCUGCUGGUGGCGUCUCUCACUGCCGUUGUCCUGCUCACCUGGCUCUACUUGCUGGCUGGAAACCUGGAGAAUGGUCGCUCCCUCCUCCUGGCGCCCUGUUUGGCCGACACACCGGCCGCUCAAGUCUUAGAGCGAGCUGUCCUCGAGUCGCGGGUCCGAGAGGUGGAGGAGGAGAACCGGCAGAUCCGGCUGCAGCUCAGCCAGUCGCAGGGCACCGCAGCUCAGCUGGCGGAGGGUAACUAUGGCAACCAGCAAUGGGGCGCAUCAGCAGACACGGUGGCGGAGGACGGCGACAACACGGCGGAGGAGAAGAACAACCACACGGAUUGUCCCCGCUCCCCCACCGUCCAGAAGUGUGAGCUGAUCCAUGUCGCGUGCGUGUGUGCGGGUCACAACGCCAGCAGAGACGUGGUCACGCUGGUCAAGUCCGUCCUCUUUCACAGGAGAAAUCCUCUCCACUUUCAUUUCAUCACUGACACAGUAGCCAAUCAGAUCCUGAGCUCUCUGUUUCAGUCCUGGAUGGUCCCAUCUGUGCAAGUCAGCUUCUAUGAUGCAGAUGAACUUAAGUCCGAGGUGUCGUGGAUACCCAACAAACAUUACUCAGGUAUUUACGGGUUAAUGAAGCUGACACUGACCAAAGCCUUGCCCGCCGACCUGGCGAAGGUCAUCGUCCUGGAUACGGACAUCACCUUCGCCACCGACAUCGCCGAGCUCUGGGGCAUCUUCAGAAAGUUCACUGAUAAACAGGUGAUCGGUCUGGUGGAGAACCAGAGUGACUGGUAUCUGGGGAACUUGUGGAAGAACCACAAACCUUGGCCUGCUCUGGGAAGAGGCUUCAACACAGGCGUCAUUCUUCUCUACCUGGAAAGACUGCGGCGAAUCAGCUGGGAACAGAUGUGGCGGCUAACAGCAGAAAGGGAACUAAUGAGCAUGCUCAGUACAUCGCUUGCAGACCAGGACAUCUUCAAUGCCUUCAUAAAGCAGAACCCGGUCCUGGUGCACCAGCUGCCUUGCUUCUGGAACGUUCAGCUGUCUGAUCACACUCGAUCAGAGCAGUGCUACACCGAGGUUUCCGACCUCAAGGUGAUCCACUGGAACUCGCCUAAGAAGCUCCGAGUCAAGAACAAACACGUGGAGUUCUUCAGGAACCUUUACCUGACCUUCCUGGAGUACGAUGGAAACCUGCUGCGCCGGGAACUGUUCGGCUGUCCGAGUCAGGCCAGUCCAGACAGCGUUCAGCUGCAGACAGCUCUGGAGGAGCUCGACGAGGAUGAUCAGUGUUACGACUUCCGGCGAGAGCGACUGACAGUGCAUCGAGUGCACCUGUACUUCCUGCAGUAUGACUACACGCCCACCAAGGACGGGGCCGAUGUCACGCUGGUGGCUCAGCUCUCCAUGGACAGGCUGCAGAUGCUGGAGGCUAUCUGUAAGCACUGGGAAGGCCCCAUCAGCCUGGCGCUCUACAUGUCCGACGCAGAGGCUCAGCAGUUCCUGCGUUACGCUCAGGCCUCCGAGGUCCUCAAGAACCGUAAGAAUGUUGGCUACCACAUUGUCUACAAGGAGGGCCAGUUCUACCCGGUCAACCUGGUGAGGAACGUAGCCCUGAAGAACGCUAACACCCCCUAUGUGUUCCUUACCGAUGUGGACUUCCUGCCAAUGUACGGUCUCUACGAUUACCUCAGGAAGACGGUGGUGCAGCUGGACAUGGCUCAUAAUAAGAAGGCACUGGUGGUUCCCGCCUUCGAGACUUUGCGUUACCGACUGUCCUUCCCUAAAUCCAAAGCCGAGCUGCUCUCCAUGCUGGACAUGGGGACUCUCUACACCUUCAGGUAUCACGUGUGGCCAAAGGGUCAUGCUCCUACAAACUAUGCUAAAUGGCGAACAGCCACCACACCCUACAAGGUGGAAUGGGAGCCAGACUUCGAGCCGUACGUUGUGGUGAGACGAGACUGUCCCGAGUACGACCAGCGUUUUGUGGGCUUUGGGUGGAAUAAGGUGUCCCAUAUUAUGGAGCUGGAUGCACAGGAGUACGACCUGAUGGUCCUUCCCAAUGCAUUCAUGAUCCACAUGCCCCAUGCUCCCAGCUUUGACAUCUCCAAGUUCCGCUCCAGCUCCAGUUACCGUAACUGUCUCAACACCCUGAAGGAUGAGUUCCACCAGGAUCUGUCCAGAAAGUACGGCGCAGCCGCUCUCAAGUACCUCACCGCCCAGAGGAACAUCUAGAAAGCUGGUCUGCUGAAAGCCAGAAAAUCGGUCAGCCCCUGAAAGCCGCUUGGACAUGCACGGACACUGGGGACCACUUUGCAGCAGAGUGUGAUGUGAUAAAACGGUGAAGCUUUACUGCCCUUUCGAGCAUUCUCGGGCUUCUGUGCAUUAAUUCUCCAGUCGACUCCACCUCAAGGUGACUGAAGGGAGGUGCAGAGAUGAACACCUGAAAGGGACAGGGUAACAUUCAAUUUCCUAAAUGUAGGAUUCUGGAUGAUGGACGUGUGCAUACUGACGGGACGAGCUUUAAGGCCAGGAAAUAACAACCAUAUUCUAACAAUUUGUUCUGACAAUCAGGGCUUUUUUUUCCAGAGGACACUAUGAACUGGUCUGUGCAUGGAUAUCUGGACACAACGGGACCCCUGUCACUUUGUGGAAAAACUUUAAGAGCGGAGACUCCGUUUGUGAGGCCAGUCGAACUGGAGAAUGAUUUAAGCCUUAUCACUUUCAUGAUAUUUACUAAGAUAUUUAAUGAUAUUUUCUUUUUCAGAAUAAAUCAGAACCAAUGAUAGAGAACAUUUGCAUUUACAAUGAUUUGAUUAUGGCUUUACAUAAAAAUAGUUUUUUUUUCUUUUUAGAUUUUCAGACCUCUUUAAAAGAAAUCCAUAGUGUCCCUGUCAAUUAUUUCAGAUUUUCUGCAGGCGUCAGGGAUGUGCUUUGUGUGCGCGUGAAUGUGUGUGUUUGUGUGUGUGCGAGCACAUCCUAAACACAGUUACUGCUUGUCGCCAUGCUUGCUUUCGUCUUGCAUGAAAACAGUGCACUACAUGUUCUUUUCACAAUAGAAAAAACACAUUUUCAUUUUCAUUCAUGCGUCUGACAGUAUCAUAAACCUGUUACUGAUGAAAGUGUUAAUGAGCAAAUCUUUAACCAAUCGGGAGCAGCUCACGUGACCAAAACUGACAUGUGACAUUGAGUAGUUAUUUCAUGAUGUAGAAGCUUAUUUUAAUUUGUUUUGUUCGUGUCUGAAUCACUGGACAUAUGUGCCAUCUAUUGAUUUUUUCCCAAUGUAAUGUGAUUGUUUUUGUCACGUUCAGCUGAAAUUAUGAAAGUCAUACCUCUCAGCUGCCAAGAAAUUUCUCUUUAGUCACUAAACUAUAAGUCUUUAGGCUCAAACCAGUAACAAAGAAAAUGGCCUCCCUUGUCUUUCCCUGAACAUUUUUUGAAGGACCAAACUUUAUUUGUUUAUUUAGAUGGUACACAAGAUUGCUUUUAUUCAAACACUUACUCCAGGCUCGCGUACUUCAGCUGAACAAAGUGGUGGUCAAAGAAAUGAAAAUGACUAAUGUUGUUUAAGUGUUUUCAAAAUUGAGAUGUGAGCUGUGAUGUCAUAAAUCCUUAUACGUUAUCCGAGAAAUAUCUAAGCUUUGAAUUGGAGAAAUACCGACUGGUUCAGUUUCCUGAUAUCGCAAACUAUCUGGUGCUUAAGAUCAGCCUCUACAACGAGCAGAAGAAAAUAAGGUAAAUCUUGGAAUUUAAAAGUUUUUUGUAGAUGGAUGGGAGAAAGCAGUUGGGAUUGAGACCCAGUUUCUGCCCCCAGUGUGUUGUCUUCAUUCGGGAGAUUGCUAAGAAAUCCUAGAUUUAUGAAGUUAAAAUAUUAGCCCAUGUUUUUGUCAUCUUCUUGCACAGCAACUGCAAGAAAGCAGCUACAGCAUCAUCCCAUGAGCUUUAAUUUAGCAACAUCAUAGCCAAAGCUAACGGAGAAGGACCCUACCUGACUGAAGCAAAGUGAUCUACAAAGUUUUAACCAAGUGAUCACUACAAUCUGACAUGAUCUGACACAGCUCCUUUUGAUCCCAAAGAAAUGUUCACAAGACACUUUUCUUUAUGUCUUUCUUGGCUCACUGUCCUGUUUUUAAUGACUCUGAGAAACCCUAAAGAAACCUCAAUCAGUUUCACAAUUUGAACAGCUGGAACAGUCAAACUAUGUAAAACAAGCAUUAACCAGCUUUCAGGAACAUGUUAGCGACACAUGCUCUGAUCUCCAGAGAGUUAAGUUGACCACCACUUCAUGUAUGCACAGUUAAUAAGAUUGAUGUCAUAUCAUGUGAAUAUAAGCCAUAGAAUGCCCUAGAAAAAGGUUCAUUUCGUCAAACGAGUGUCAACAUGGUCAAAAACCACUCUCUUGCCAUUCACUGAUUGGCUCAAGUGUGUGGAUGUUUAUAAAGCAGUAUUAAAAAUCUGCUUUAACAAUCAAAGUCACUACAGUACAGAUCCACUCAGUCAGCAUAUAGUUUGGACUGAGCAUCAUAAGUCCGUUAGCCAGGCCAGCAUCCAAAUCUGUGCAGUUAAUCUCGUUUCUGUGUGCUAGCUAAACUAAACCAAAGCUAAGCAGGCAACAAAGAUGCCAGAAACAACAAACAGAUCACAUGAUGGCUCGCUUUUCACAGUAUGCAGCCAGUUUACAGAAUGGUUCUAUCCACAUUCUAUAUGCUGGUGUCCACAUAGUGUUGCUAAUGCUAAUGCUAAUUACAUAUGAGCCCCUUUGGAAGUGUAUUGAUGGGUGGGUUGUUCAUUUUGUACAGUUUUGUUUAUACAAUCUUUUUUGUUGUUGCUAAAAUCUGAUUUUGAUUUUAAGUUCACAAAAAUAAAGAAAUAAAUAGAA